This is a messenger RNA of Nomia melanderi (Alkali bee), 2514 nucleotides long. RefSeq lists its product as uncharacterized. Lineage: Eukaryota; Metazoa; Arthropoda; Insecta; Hymenoptera; Halictidae. The record is from RefSeq and is a predicted model, not a curated record. Gene Ontology annotation, molecular function: 2-oxoglutarate-dependent dioxygenase activity.
AUACGACACGUGAACAGGAAAUUUCCUAUUAGGGUGUUCAAUUACUUGGGGUCGAGCAAGCAAGCAAGCCUUCAGUUUUCAUUCGUUUGCUUCGUGUAAGAAGAUGCGAAAGUAGUCGCGAGAGGGGAGACAAGAUUCUGCACCAAUCAGGGAAUGAUAGUAUCUAUUCCGCAAUCAAUGCAAACCUUCACAUUUCGUUAAAGCAGAAGUGGUUCAAGGCUUGAUCGUGUCGCGCGCGCGCACGUAUGCUACUGCGUGUGUAAAAGUGACAGUGAAAUUCAACACAGUCACACGCUUGUUGAAAGUUGUUUCAAUCUUAUCAUUAUUGAUAUCGUGUGAAUCAAUUACUUCUAUCUACCGUUCGUUUGUUUAAAGCAAACCAUGAACGAACAUAUUGUCAAUCUAAUUGAAACACAUAUGUAGUCAACAAAUGGGUUGUAAACAAUUUUGAACACAUACCUACAUACAUACUCACUUGCGAUGUCAUCUGCGCCUGUGAUAAUUCGAAAUAUGUAAUUAUAAGUUCAGGUGAAUUUAUAAGAAAAGAAGAGAAAAAUAAAUUUGACUUAAUGUACGAAUUAUAAAUUCCAUUGUACAGUUACGAAUGACAACGAAGCUAAUGUUGUCAUUAAGUUCAAAUGGAAUCGCUGCGUUAUUACGAUAGCAGGAGAAUGAAUGAACAGGUAGCACUGACAAAACGAUAUCGAAAUUAAAAGGAAGUUCGUAUCGAAUUUCCAAUGGUUACUUAGAAUUAUUUAAAGGAAAUCUUUAAUAUUUACACAUAUCGAUAGUAAUGGGUGGAAAUAAUACCAUUUUAGAAAGUAUACAAGAAGAGUUUUUGGCUUUAACCGAAAGCUUUUUGAAACAAGGGGCUUCACUGUCAGAAUUGAGAUCUGUCACUGUAAGGAGUAAUGUGAAGCAUAAGAAAAACUCCGCUUUUCAUUAUCUGUGUUCAAAGAAAGUCUUCCUUGCCUUAUUCAUGCCAAUAUUUUGUACCAUAUUUUUAAAAUAUUUAUAUAUUGAUGUUAUUAAAAAUAUAAGAGGAACUAGAUGCUUAGUACCAAAUAAUUAUUUUAUAUGGGAAUUCACAAGGCCAAUAUCGAAUUGUGAUUAUUGUAAAAAUAUUGCUUCAGCUUUAAUCUUGCCAAAUCUGACCAGAGAGGAAUUCAAGCAAUACGCCUAUUCUUCUCGACCAAUGGUGAUAAAAAAGGCUGCAAGCCAUUGGGCUGCUUCGAAAGUAUUUAGCUGGAAAUUCUUCAAAAAUUUAUAUGAGAAUACAGAAGGUGCUUAUGAUUCGGUAGAAGAAUGUCAGUUCUUACACUUUAAAAGUAAUUUCACUAGUUUAAGAGACGUCUUCGCUAUGAGCGAGGAUAGAGCCCUGCAACGUAGCGGACAAGAACCGUGGUAUGUUGGUUGGAAAAAUUGUCACCUUCAAAUUUUGGAUACAAUGAAACAAUUUUACAAUCUACCUCAUUUUUUGCCAGAGGAUGCGGAGGUUCCAUAUACCAAUUAUGUUUUUUUGGGAUAUGAAGAAGGUGCCAUUAUGCAUUUGGAUUACAUCUCUCGUCUUAUGUGGCAGGGACAAAUAUUGGGUAAUAAAAGAUGGACCGUCGCUCCAACACCAGAAUGUGAUAGUAUUUGCAAGCAUUUUAACUUUACUGUUUAUGCUGGAGAUAUUGUUCUUUUAGAUACAAGAAUCUGGUAUCAUGGCACUUAUGUUAUAGAUGGAAAUUUUAGUUUAACAGUCACCUCUGAGUAUGGAUAGCCUUCCUACAAACCGUACAUAAUUGUUUUUGAAUAAUUUUAUACUACAUAGAUAUGGCAUUCUAUGUAAGUUUUAUAUUCGUGUGGAAUUGGAAAAUCCAAAAUGUCUUAUCUCACUAAAAUUUUAUAUCUAUACAAAUUUAAGAUCAAUCCAGAUGCUGUUAAUGACCAGCAUUUAAGUGUUAAAUUAUUUAUAUAAGAAAUUCAAUAUUUAUAGGUGCCAUUUUUUUUUAGCAAAAAUUAAGUAAACAAAUUAUGUACUUUAUAUUAUUGUAUUUUGCAACAUUUUAUACUGCCCAUCUAUUCAAAUUGUUAUAAAUCAUCAUAGUGUAUGAAGUUUUUGCAUACAUAUAAAUUAUUAUGUGUUUUGUUUUUGCCAUAGUUAGAAGCUAGUCGAAAUGAGAAUAUUUAGGAAGCUAUUAGCGCAAAUGUGGCCAUCUGUAUUUUAACACAGCUGGUAGUUAUGUAGUUGAAAAUUAUUUUUAUAUACAUGUACAUAUACAUACAUAUAUAUAUAUAUAUAAAUUUUUAUACAUGCGUUUAAAUAUACAUGUUGAAGUUUUCAAGGUAUUGAAAUUAGUUGUGUCAUUUCCAAUUAGAAGAAGAAAUACACAGAAUUAAAUAUGUUUUUAUAACUCAAAUUUUGUAUAGAUUUUACUUGAAUGCCAAUUGUUUUAUUUUGUAAUCAAUUGUAUUCUUAUGAUGUACAAAUAUUGUGUACCUUUAAUAAUUUUUAAUAAAAUAUAUGAA